AUGACCGACCCUAAUCGUACCACCUUCUCUUCAGCACUACAUCCUCUAGCUGUGGUCUCAAUGGCCUCCUCUUCCUCAGACGUUUUCGUCUUGGGCUUGGGUGUCGUCCUCGCUGCCCUUUAUAUAUUCCGCGACCAGCUUUUCGCUGCGUCCAAACCAAAGGUCGCCCCAGUAUCCACCACCAAACCCGCCAAUGGCUCUGCCAACCCUCGCGACUUCAUCGCAAAGAUGAAGCAGGGUAAAAAGCGCAUUGUCAUUUUUUACGGUUCUCAGACGGGUACUGCAGAAGAGUAUGCCAUUCGUCUCGCAAAGGAGGCUAAGCAGAAGUUUGGUUUGGCGUCCCUUGUGUGCGAUCCAGAGGAAUACGACUUUGAGAAACUUGACCAACUGCCAGAGGACUCCAUCGCUUUCUUCGUCGUUGCCACCUAUGGUGAGGGAGAACCUACCGACAACGCCGUCCAGCUUUUGCAGAACUUGCAAGACGAGUCUUUCGAGUUCAGCAGUGGAGAGCGCAAAUUGAGUGGCCUCAAAUAUGUCGUCUUUGGUCUUGGGAACAAAACUUACGAGCACUACAAUCUUAUUGGACGCACUGUUGACGCUCAACUCGCCAAGAUGGGAGCUAUCCGUAUCGGCGAACGCGGUGAAGGUGACGAUGAUAAGAGCAUGGAGGAGGAUUACCUUGAAUGGAAGGACGGUAUGUGGGAGGCUUUCGCUACUGCCAUGGGUGUCGAAGAGGGACAGGGCGGCGACUCUGCCGACUUCGUUGUUUCGGAACUCGAGUCUCAUCCUCCCGAGAAGGUUUACCAAGGUGAAUUCUCGGCUCGCGCUCUUACAAAGACCAAAGGAAUCCAUGACGCCAAGAACCCCUUCGCUGCACCUAUCACUGUCGCCCGUGAACUUUUCCAGUCUGUUGUCGACAGGAACUGUGUCCAUGUCGAAUUCAACAUUGAAGGCUCUGGCAUUACGUACCAACAUGGUGACCACGUCGGUCUUUGGCCCUUGAACCCGGAUGUCGAAGUGGAGCGUCUCCUGUGCGUUCUGGGAUUGACCGAAAAGCGCGACGCUGUUAUCAGCAUCGAAUCUCUCGAUCCCGCUCUGGCCAAGGUACCAUUCCCUGUCCCUACUACCUACGGUGCUGUCCUUCGCCACUACAUCGACAUCAGCGCUGUUGCUGGUCGUCAAAUUCUUGGGACAUUGUCGAAGUUCGCUCCUACUCCGGAGGCCGAGGCUUUCCUCAGGAAUCUCAAUACCAACAAGGAAGAAUACCACAACGUUGUCGCUAAUGGAUGCCUCAAGUUGGGCGAAAUUCUCCAAAUCGCUACUGGUAACGAUAUCACUGUCCCACCUACUACUGCCAAUACCACCAAGUGGCCUAUACCCUUUGAUAUCAUCGUCUCUGCCAUUCCCCGUCUUCAACCCCGGUACUACUCCAUUUCCUCGAGCCCCAAAAUCCACCCCAACACUAUCCACGCUACCGUUGUUGUCCUCAAGUACGAGAACGUUCCCACCGAGCCAAUUCCUCGUAAAUGGGUAUACGGUGUUGGAUCCAACUUCUUACUUAACCUCAAGUAUGCCGUCAACAAGGAGCCCGUACCUUACAUCACUCAGAACGGUGAACAACGUGUUGGCGUUCCGGAAUACCUUAUUGCAGGACCUCGUGGCUCGUACAAGACUGAGACUUUCUACAAGGCCCCCAUCCAUGUUAGGCGCUCGACCUUCAGACUUCCCACUAACCCCAAGAGCCCUGUUAUCAUGAUCGGUCCUGGAACUGGAGUUGCUCCUUUCCGUGGAUUUGUGCAAGAACGUGUUGCCCUUGCCCGCCGCUCCAUUGAGAAGAACGGACCUGAUUCACUUGCUGACUGGGGUCGCAUCUCUCUGUUCUACGGUUGCCGCCGAUCGGAUGAAGAUUUCUUGUACAAGGACGAAUGGCCACAAUACGAGGCUGAACUCAAGGGCAAAUUCAAACUUCACUGCGCCUUCUCUCGACAGAACUACAAGCCUGAUGGAAGCAAGAUUUACGUCCAGGAUCUCAUUUGGGAAGACAGGGAGCACAUUGCUGACGCUAUUCUCAAUGGCAAAGGUUACGUGUAUAUCUGUGGUGAGGCGAAGAGCAUGAGCAAGCAGGUCGAGGAGGUGUUAGCCAAAAUCUUGGGAGAGGCCAAGGGUGGAUCUGGCCCUGUUGAGGGUGUCGCUGAAGUUAAGCUAUUGAAGGAGAGAUCAAGGCUCAUGUUGGAUGUCUGGAGUUAA
Psilocybe cubensis is the source of this 2247-nucleotide messenger RNA. RefSeq lists its product as uncharacterized. The transcript is spliced from 4 exons. Gene Ontology annotation, cellular component: cytosol. NCBI's taxonomy places the organism in Eukaryota, Fungi, Basidiomycota, Agaricomycetes, Agaricales, Agrocybaceae. Gene Ontology annotation, molecular function: FMN binding; NADPH-hemoprotein reductase activity; flavin adenine dinucleotide binding. Bases 1 to 2247 code for a protein of 748 amino acids. The record is from RefSeq and is a predicted model, not a curated record.